GUAUUAACUUUAUAUUUUGCAUGUUAACGAUUGUUGGUGAAAACUAGUCAAACUUAAUAUAGUUUGACUUUCUAAAAUUAAUAUAAGUACUAUUAAGAUUUGAAAUGGUAAACCCGUAAGUUUUCACGCAAAAAAGAAGAAGACAUCGAUCGAUCACAGGUAUGUUUCUUCUUGGUCCAUUGUCAACUCUCACUGUUGUCUCUGGUUCUUGUCCAUGGCGAGAAACCCACUCUUCACGGUGACGUUCGACCUCACCAGCAGCAGCAGGGACGACUAUGGCGCCUUCAUCGCUGGCAUCCGCGCGAGGCUGGGUAACCCGAGGCACGUCUCCCACGGCCGUCCCGUCCUCCCGCCGGUCGAGCCCGGCAUCCCGCCUCGCCGGUGGUUCCACGUGGUCCUCAAGACGCCGGCGAGCGCGCUAACGCUUGCCACCCGCGCCGACAACCUCGACCUGGCGGGCUUCCAAAGCAGCGACGGCACGUGGUGGGAGCUGAGCGACGGAAGAAAGCGAGGGGCGAUGGUGUGCGUGACGCGCGGGUCGCGCGGCCUCAUCCCGGGAUCCUCGUCGCUGGGCUUUGGCGGCACGUACCGCGAUCUCGUCGGCGGCGCGCGGGAAGCGAUCGAAUUCGCCGUCGGUCGGCAGCAGAUGACGGAGGCAGUGGACGCGCUCGCCGCGCACACGGCGGAGGCCGACAUCGCCCCUUACGGCGCCGAGCGGCAGGCGCUGGUGGUGCUCCGAUACAUGGUGCACGAGGCGACGCGGUUCUUGGAUGUGUCGGCGGCCAUAGCCGGCCUAAUGCGCUCACCGGACGUGGGGACGACAAAGAGCAUUAAGCUGACGCUGAAGGGCAGCCCGGAUGAUCUCGGGUGGGAGUGGUCGUCUAGCCUGCUGCUCAGCGCCGAUUCCUUGUCCGGGAGAUCCAGGGGGGACUAUGGCCGCACAUACCCGGCCGCGUGGGAGAGAGGGGAUUGCCUGGCCAGGGCGGUCGCGAGAGUGGGGAUACUGCUGUUCGUGGCCACGGAGUACGGGAUCAAGGCCAAGCGGGUGCUGCGUCUGUUCGACGGAGACCUAUGCCGCAGAGCUGGAACGGACGGCGGCGCGGCGACGGUCCAGGCGAAGGAGGACGUCAGGUUCCUGGUCUCCGGCGUGUCUGUGGCGGCUCACAGGUACAUAUUGGCCGGGAAGUCCGUCGUCUUCUUGCGGCAGUUCUUCUACGGCAUUAGAGACAAGUCUCCAUGCGUGGAGGUCAAGGACAUGGACGCGGCGGUCUUCAAGGCCAUGAUCCACUUCAUCUACACCGACAAGGUGCCCGAAUUCGACCAGGAACAGCCGGGGAUGGAGGCGGUGGCGGUGUUUGCCCACCACCUACUUGGAGCUGCCCACAGGUACGAGGUGGACGGGCUGAAGCUCAUCUGCAAACGCAAGCUGCAAUCUGGUGCCAUAUACGUGGGCAUGGCGGCGACGACUCUUGCCUUAGCAGAGCAACACAACUACCGGCGGCUAAAGGCCAUGUGCAUCGACUUCAUUGUGAGCACUCGCGAGAACCUCCAUGCCGUCUUGGCGACGGAGGGAUAUAAGCACCUGGAGGCAAGCUAUCCUUCCGUGCUCACCCAACUUCUCAAGUCAGUGCGUGUGACAGCAAGGGUGAGCUGGGAAAUCCAAACCUAGGUAAACGUGUAUGUUCAAGAUUUGAUGAUAAUCAAACCACGCAUGUUUGUACA
Messenger RNA from Lolium perenne, 1722 nucleotides. Its product is annotated as protein synthesis inhibitor I-like. Gene Ontology annotation, biological process: negative regulation of translation; protein ubiquitination. NCBI's taxonomy places the organism in Eukaryota, Viridiplantae, Streptophyta, Magnoliopsida, Poales, Poaceae. Gene Ontology annotation, molecular function: protein binding; rRNA N-glycosylase activity. The record is from RefSeq and is a predicted model, not a curated record.